UCUAAGAGAGAGAAAACUGAGGACUAACUUCAGGCAGCUGUUUGUCAUGACAGCAAUAAUCCAGGGAGCAGCRAGGAGAGAACAGAAAACAUCUACGAUGAAAAGAGCAGCAGGAGUAAGGAUGCGGAUCAGGAGAGCGCUGUGGCUGGUUCUGGGCAUGCUCAGUCUGUCUGUGCUGCUGGUGGUUCUGGGAGUCUACACCACGACCCGAACCCAGAGCCUGAGCGUGACUGGAUUCGCCUCUGGAGUCAUUCUAACCCUCGGCUCUUUCCUGGGACUUCUGGGGCUCCUCCUGGACGAAAACCGAAAGCAUCUGCUGACAGCUGCCAUUGUUUUCCUGAGCAUCGGGAUCAUCACCUCCUUUCUGUGCCUGGUAAUUGAUGGCGUCUGCAUCGCUCUGAACAUGGACAUUGGUCCACUGAAAGCAGGAAGAUGUCAGUAUUACAGCAGCGGCAGCAGCUACAGCUAUGAGAAUUUCUACACCACCGUGCCGUGUCGGAGUCUAAAGGAAUCGUGCAGCAUGUCGAUUCGUAGCGGGACCUGUUACUGCUGCGACCUGUACGACUGUGCCAAUGGAGACUACCUCAACAAAUACUAUGAGUUUGUUGGCGUGCGAAGCUGCGAGGACGUCUUCACGCUGUAUGUUUUAAUUUGGACCCUGGCCAGCCUGAACCUCGUGGCCUUCUUUACAGGAACACUGACCACUGCUGUGCUGGGCAGCGUCAAGUUUUUGGGAGCAUCAGUGUUGGACUCACAGAGCUCACCUUCCUCAGUGGCUCAGCUCGCAGAGUUUCCGUUCAACUCACCACUGUCUCACAAAGUCCAGGGUACCCCUGCAUGAGCUCCACCAAUCCACUAAAGCCUGCAGCUUUGAAGCCUGUUGGAGAACAGCUGGUCGCUCAAAAUUGCGAGAAAAUACGUUGACAUUUAGCUGGAGUCCCACUAAAUUCUARAUGUUUGUAAAAAGYGAGUCAUUGCAGCAUUUUGAACUGUGAAUCAAUGUUUGUGACAUUUUGGAGACUCCCCAGCUCCUCUCCAACAGUCCCAGCAGAGUGAGAUGCUGCAUAAUGGAUGUGUUUGUGUACAUGGAGACGCUGCUUAUGUUGCUCAUCUUGUUUCAUAGACGUUUGUGUUCCAUAUUAACACAGAAACACAGUCCUCAUAAGGUUAAAACUUUAUUGUUAGAACAAAGACUUGUUUUAUGUUAUAAGACUUAAACAACAUUGUUGUCCUUUGCUUAAGGCUUGUGAAAUUAUUACAUCUUUAGUUCAUGUUUAGCACUCCAUAGAAAGAAAGUUUCUAUAGGCCCAACAUUUCCCCAAAUGUUUGGAAGAAAAACUGAGUUUUUCAUUGUGUCCUAAAAUUUGCGAGCAGAAAAAUGCAAGGGUCAAAAAGCAACAUGCUGAUGAAUAUUGCGUUUUGUGGAAUAAAGYUUUUAUAACUCCC
Molecule: messenger RNA, 1446 nt
Organism: Austrofundulus limnaeus
Lineage: Eukaryota; Metazoa; Chordata; Actinopteri; Cyprinodontiformes; Rivulidae
Product: transmembrane protein 255B
Exons: 8
Coding region: 47-841 (264 amino acids)
Source: RefSeq, a predicted model, not a curated record